GCCCGGAAGCAGGAAGUGAGCCGGGUGGGCUGGCCGGAUGGCUGCUGGAGGGGGCGUGAGACCGGCAGGCAGUUGCCAGGAGUGCGGGGAAUGGAGGGAGCAGGGGCUGCACGGCUCCUGGGCAGGGGGAGCGGCGAGGAGACCCCGUGCCAAAGCCAUCAUCCAUUCUUGCCCAUAAUAUUUCAAAUUGAAAUCUUCUCCAAUUCAGUCUGGCCUUCCAAUCUGAUGAUAUGAUUUCCACACGACCUCCUUUGUGGUUCUACAAACGUUGGCGUCCCUGAUGCCUGUAAUCCCCAUCCCCCGACGUGUUCGGUCAUUCCAUGGGCCCCAUACUACCUGCUUGCAUUCCGCUUGUGGCCCUGUAAGGACCACACAUUUGGUGCGCACCAAGUACAACAACUUUGACAUCUACCUGAAGUCCCGAUGGAUGUAUGGAUUUAUACGCUUUUUGCUGUACUUCAGCUGCAGUCUUUUCACUUCCAUCCUCUGGGUGGCACUCUCUAUCUUGUUUUGCCUUCAGUAUCUGGGCAUCCGAAUAUUUCUGCGCUUCCAGUACAAACUGUCCAUCAUCCUUCUGCUGCUAGGACGGAGGCGGGUUGACUUUAGCCUCAUGAACGAACUGCUUAUUUAUGGAAUUCAUGUAACGAUGCUCCUGGUUGGUGGGUUGGGGUGGUGCUUCAUGGUCUUUGUAGAUAUGUAAAUUGCUGCAUGCCGAUGGAUAAAACUCUUUGUUGGCAGAUGG
This is a messenger RNA of Pelobates fuscus (common spadefoot toad), 742 nucleotides long. RefSeq names its product transmembrane protein 250 (gene TMEM250). Bases 281 to 700 code for a protein of 139 amino acids. The transcript is spliced from 2 exons. NCBI's taxonomy places the organism in Eukaryota, Metazoa, Chordata, Amphibia, Anura, Pelobatidae. The record is from RefSeq and is a predicted model, not a curated record.